Molecule: messenger RNA, 2275 nt
Organism: Cinara cedri
Lineage: Eukaryota; Metazoa; Arthropoda; Insecta; Hemiptera; Aphididae
Source: the annotation of a GenBank genome assembly
AUGGACAAAGAUCUUGACCCUGAAAUGUAAGUAUACUUAUAAAGGUAUUCGAUUUAUUGUAUUUUGGUAUUUAUUCAAAAAUAUAGGAACUCGGUUUUUAUAUACAAAUGAAAAAAAAUAAGUUUUUUUUUUUCCAGACUAGAGUUGAUAGUUCGUAAAGUAAUGUUGGGCAAGAUGAAACUUCCGGAUAUCAAACCAACUGGUUGUUUACCACUUCCGUUGAAAUCUCCGCCAUGUGUGGAGAAGUUGAAGUGUCCGUAUGAAAAGCCGCCAUUGCGUUCUAAGAAAUUGAAGAUAAAUAAGGAAAGAAAACUGCCGUUUUCCAUGGGUGCGCGACCAACUCGUAAACCAUAUUCAUCGCUUGAUAAUCAACUUCCUAGUUAUUUGUACGAUGUCUUUGGAGAUAAAGCUGACGAAUCGCAUGCGCCAGUGCCCAAAAAUUACGAUAGUCCGUAAGUAUAUUAAGAUAGUUUUAUAUUAUUGAACGUGAAUUUGUUGAAUAGUUGUGAAUCGGUCGUACUUGUGUGACUAUUUAGGGAAGAGAAUUUUUACAUGCGAAAUGGUUCGGGAACACAAUUUGGCGCGUAAAAACUAUUACAAAUUACUAGUUUACAUAAAAUGAUUGUUUAACAUGUUCUUUGUUUGUGUCGAGAACUAUUUAUUGAUUUGUAUACCAACUCUUUCGAUUUUAAAGUUGUAUAUUAUUUAUCGUAUUAUUUACGGGCAUAUUAACUUCACGGUUAAUAUGAAGUGAUCAUCCCAUUUAUGCAGUCAGUAUCUAGGUCAUUCUAGUUUUGCUCGAGUAGUCAUAUUGCUUUUACCGAAAUGAAAUCUAUUGGCUCUAUUUAACUAUUGAGAAUUCCGGAACAUAUCAGAACACCAAAAAAGUGUUUUCCGAAAAAAAUAAACAAACUUUUUAUAAAGUAAGCAUUUCGAACUCUAAAAGGAGACUAAAAAAAAGUAUUCUUUAUAAAAAAUAAAAUAAUUUUAUAUAAUAUAUAAUAUAAUUAAUUUAAUAAUAUAGAAUGCCAGUUUUAUCAUGGGGCUUUACAUCAUUUUAUUUAGCUCCCCCCCAAAAAAAAAUCCUGGGUGUAUCCUUGGGUGUAUCCUUGGUCCUAAAUCUUUUAUUACACAAUAAGCCACUACCCUAGUACAUAGGGACUUAUAAUUAAUGCUAGAAUUGCUCAUAUAGUUUAUAUAGAAAUAUGGAGAAAAACAGCUGCCAUUAAUUUCUUUAUUGUACAUUUUAUAUAUACCUAUGUAUUGCAUAAUUUUAUAUUAUGUCAACAGUUUACCUGUAGGUAUUAAUAACAUGACUUACCUAUAUUCUUUUAUAUUCUAUAUACAGGGUUGCUAUCGAAGCAGCGGAAAAAUCUAUUCCUUUUUUCGAAUCUAUAGAUUCGGUCAUUCAGGCAUUCACUACAAUCAGUACGAUGUUGGAAUCUACAGUAACAACCAUGCAAUUGACCUAUGAAAUAUUGUUGGAUGCGGCUGACAAUUAUGUUUCUAUAAAAAAGUUCAUGGUGAAAUUAUAUUCAGUCAUGGCUUCGUAUAAAUUAGUUCGAUGGUUUUUGAACAAAGUCUAUUUCUUAUUAAGUAAUUCAAUUUUGAUUCAAUGAUUUUAAAAAAUAUAAAAACAUUUGUAAUUUAUUAUUAUUUACAGUAUUAUUACCUAUAUAUUAUUCUAAUAGGAAUGGUUGGAGGAAACAAAGGAUUGAGUGCUGGCGAAAAUAUUUUGCCAUCUAUAGCGUCUUCAACUCAAAUAGAAACUGAUCGUUUUGGUAAACAAAAAAAUUGGCCAAUAGCGGUUUUUGCUGGAAUGGUAUUCGCCAUUCCUGUUAUUUCAUACAAAUUACUCAGUUUGAUGUUACCAAAAAGUAAAUAUUAUAUAUUAUGUUUCUAGUUACACAAAAAAGUACAAAAUUAUUUAUAAAGUUAAUUUUUUACGUAUUCCUCAGCAGAAACAAAAAUAUUGCUUCUAGCAGAUCAUGACUGGUCGUCAUCCUUAGAACGUGAACAAACACUUCCUUUGGUCAAAGGACAGAUAUAUUUGGCUGAUGAAUUGGCGCUGGACAACAAAAAUAAUGAUGGAUGGAUCAAGGUUACUGCCUCUAAUGGAAAAUCAGGUUAUUCGCCAAGGAAUAUGUUAAAACCACUACAAUCUGCAGAAAAUGCUAAUGAUAUUGUACUGUCAAAUCUCGAACAAAACGAUUCUACACUAACCGUAGAUGGUGAUGCAUGUCAAAAUGAACCAGAGCCAAGUACUUCAGAGUAG